CACCACCACCGUUUAUUCCUUGUUUCCUUUCCUUUUUAGACAUUUUCACAAACACCUUAACUUCACCUUUCUAUAUUUCCUCCCCCAUCCCCAUAAAUCGAUCAUCUUCUCAUCUCCUUCCGGAUUGCAACUUCUCGUACGUCAUUCAUUCUGGUUUUAAUAAUCUGGUGUGACCGAGCGAUUGAUUUGAAACUAAAUCGAUCGCUCACGGUAUCUUCUCGGUGCGGUUUUGGCCCAAGACCUUGAUCGGAAAAAAUGGCUGAGGAACAGAAUUGGCAAGAAGCAAGCAAUCACACACCGUGUGCGAAUAACUGCGGGUUCCUUGGGAGCCCCACAACGUUCAACUUCUGUUCCAAGUGCUACGAAGAUCAUUGCCUAAAGGACCAAAAUAUGUCACAGGCCAAGCUCGCCGUCGAGAAGAGCCUUUCUCAGCAACCAGAAACAUCUUUUUCUUCCAUAUCCUCCCCAGCUACAGCACCUUCUUCCGAUCCAUUGGUAGUCGUGAAGACGGUGCCUGAAGUGGCUGUAAAAUCACAGCCGCGGAACAGGUGCGCGAAAUGCAAUCGGCGCGUGGGUCUGACGGGGUUCACCUGCCGGUGUGGAAUCACGUGCUGCGGGACCCACAGGUACCCGGAGCAGCAUGGAUGCACCUUCGAUUACAAGACCAUGGGGAGGGAAGCCAUCGCCAAGGCGAAUCCGGUGAUCAAGGCUGCAAAACUGCAGAAGAUUUGAGACGAUAUCGGCCGUUAAACUAUAACUAAUUGUAUGAUCUGGGUACAGGGUGGGGGAAUUAUUUGGGAACAGGUCCGUUUGAUUCGACUUUAUUCGGGUCGGGUCUUAUAAUAUAUGAAAGUGUUAUAUAUUUAUUUGUAUAGCGUUUCUUAUUUUCCUUUCUUUACCGAAAAUGAAGAAAAUCAAAAUUAUGUAUGUGUCUCAAUAUAUAUUGCAGUUAAAGUCGUGAACGAGUAAUGAGUAAA
Messenger RNA from Lactuca sativa (garden lettuce), 977 nucleotides. RefSeq names its product zinc finger A20 and AN1 domain-containing stress-associated protein 6. Lineage: Eukaryota; Viridiplantae; Streptophyta; Magnoliopsida; Asterales; Asteraceae. Gene Ontology annotation, molecular function: zinc ion binding; DNA binding. The record is from RefSeq and is a predicted model, not a curated record.